CACGCGACACUAGUUGAGAAUAAAAACAAAUGAACAAGUAGGAGCACAGUAUUGAGCCAUAGCCAUAGGAGAGAACUUAUCCAAUCCAAAGAAUGCUUAAUUAAGGCUUUAAUAUAGUAGCCAAUAAGCCAAGCCUGAAGCCGAUGAACAGCCAGUCAUCUGCAUUUUCCCAUAGAGAAAUAGCCCUAAAAACGACGGAGCAAUUGCAGAGAACUUCAAGCCGGAGCACAAUUCCCAUACUUGAAUCGGUCUCUCAUACAUGGCCAAACCGGACGCAACCGUCGAGAAUUCAUCGGAAGAAGAAGAAUCAAGAUGGGGAACCUGGGAAGAGCUCUUGUUAGCUUGCGCCGUCAAUCGUUACGGCACAAAGAGCUGGGAUUCCGUCGCCGUUGAACUCCAGAAACGGAGCACCGCCCCUGCGCGGUUGUUAUCGCCUCAUAAUUGUAGACUCAAAUACCUUGACCUCAAACGCCGUUACUCAAACGAAUGUAACGGUAAUGGUAACGUUAAUGAUGACGAUGAAGAUAAGGAGAAAACCGUUUGUGUUCCUUUGCUUGAGGAGUUACGGAAGCUUCGAGUCGCUGAACUCAGACGCGAAGUUGAACGAUACGAUCUAUCCAUCGUGUCUUUGCAAUUGAAGAAACAACGACUCGAGGAAGAGAGAGAGCGGAGUAUGCAACAGACUGAAAACGGAGAUUCGAAGUCAGAUCUGGCGAAGAACGAACGGAGAGGAGCAAAUAACGAAAAUUUUGAAGAAACUGAGAUCGGAAUUAAGCCGGAGGAUAAGUCCUCGCCGGAAUUAGUAGUCACCGAGGAAGUAUCGGAAGAAGCUUCCGAUAAGGAUCAACAAUCAGUAAGCGAAUCGAGUUCUACGGACCUGAAACACAGCUGCAGCUUAAAAAGUAGCGCAGAGGAGAACGAGGAUAAGACGAAGCCGGUUCGAACCGUAACCGUAAAGACAGAACCGCUCCAAACCGGAAGCAUAAAGGAAGAACCAGAUAAAUGUGCCGAAGAAAGACCGGUUCGUGAAGACUCAUGUAAUGGCAGCUCGGACAGUGUAGAAAAACCGCCGGUCGGUGUGACAAUGAAAGUCGAACCGGUGAGCGAGUCUCCGGAGUUGGUUGAAUCAAUGGCCGAGUCAAAAGGAGGAGAGGAAGUGACGAAAGAAAACUCAGACGUGCAGAGCUCAGUGAGCAAAUCGAGGAAGAAGGUAGACGAUAUUGUGGUCGGCGGGUGUAGCAGCGGAGAUGAACGUGAGAAGGAGAAUAGAUCUCCCGCCGUUAAAGAAAUACCCGUUGAAUCUCAGCCGUUGAUUGCCUUCCUCGAGAAGAUUAGAAGUCAUAAGCUCGGCUCAAUGUUUGAGCGUCGGCUCGAAAGCCAGGAAGCUGAAAACUAUAGCAACUUAGUUAGGCAGCACAUCGAUCUGGAAAUGGUUCAGAGUUGGCUUGAAAAUGGCCGUUACUUGAGUUGCAAAUCCAAAUUCUUUCGUGAUUUGUUGCUGCUUGUCAGCAACGCCAUUGUUUUCUUCAAGAAGAAUUCCUCAGAGUUUGUUGCUGCUACAGAGCUUCGGCAGCUUAUUCUAAAAGAGAUCUCCCAGACAAAAGCCAAGUCAUAUUCUUUAUCCGGUAAACAAACCUCACUAAAAUCAGCAUCCUUGUCUCAGAAAGAGAUAACAAAACCAUCCGACUCUUUGCUAUUGAAGACUAAUAUAUCGGGGUCAAUGAUUGUCUGUCGCAAGCGUAGUUCCAUAAAAGCCAAAGCAUCAGCAUCAUCAUCUGGAGGUGAUAAAAAGAGGGAGCAAAGUAUAACACGACCUGUGGAAAAAGUAGUUGUAGACACGUUGCAGCAGCCUAGUCAACUGGCCAGUAAUGCUGGCGAAAAUAGAAUCACAAAGAAGAGAACACGAGAUAGAUUUGCUUCAGGUUCUGCAAGCUUGAAUAAAAACGACAAGGGCCGUCCUAACACUGCAUCCAUAAAAAAUUUAGCAGCGGUCGUCGAUAAAAACCAAGGAGAAGGGGAGUCUUCUUCCCAGCAUCCGCAAUCUAAAAGUGAAAGCAGAAACGAGCAGUCCAACACGGAUGUGAAGAAACGGAGUGUUGCUACUUUCCUGAAUCGAAUGAAGCAAAGUUCAUCCUCAAACAGCGGUUUGUUGCUGGAUGCGUUGAAGAGUAGGCCACUUAGCUCUGCUAGCAAAGGCGGAUCGGAGCAUAAGAAAAAUGAAAGUGGAACAGGUGGCGGGAGAAAAGAACCAGCAUCUUUAAAGACCCAUCAAAAGAAAGAACCAACAUUUUCAAAGAACCCUGAAGCAAAGCAAGCAAAGGAAAAAGGCAGUCCAAUGAAAAAGAAUAUUGGGAGGCCACCAAAGAGAGGAGCUGAUCCAUCUCCCCCGUCUAGUAAACGGAGCAGGGAAGGAGCGGAAUCUGCAGCAAUCCCCACAAAACAACCCAAGAAAAGGUCAAGGAGGUGAUGACACUGUAUAUUGUAUGUAUGAGUUAAGUUGUUUCUGUGUCCAUUAUUUUCCUUUUUUCAUCAUGACGCACCUCCUCCUUUCAAUUGCUCCCUGCCCCCCGGGCAAAAGCUGCCUGGGGCUGGAAAUGGGGGAUUUGAAGAAAAGAGGAAAGACAGUUAUAGGGUUCUUUAAAGUAGUUCCUGUUCUGCUUUUGUUGAAGCAUUUUCGAGUUGUAGAAAUAUGUUCACUUUUUACCAAAUGAGAAUACUUUAUUCUUCCUUCUGACGUUUUAUUUUAAAUAUUAUGCGCAGUAUGGUUGACCUCGAAUUAAGCUUGGCCCACAGCUUUCCUUUCGUUUUCCUUUCUUUUGCUGGAAAGAUCCAACAGUUUGAACUUCAAAAUCUGGAAAUUCAAGGAUAUUGAGUACGGAGCUUAAAUGUUGAACAGAAAUUGUUAUUAUGAAUGACCUUUGUUGUGCUAGAUAGAAUAAAGGGGUGAAGGAUGGAGUUGGUCGUGACUCAGUUGCAUCAUUUAAAUAUUUGGCUCUGUAGUUGAAAACUAUGUUGCUCAGACUCUCCGAAAAUGUCAGUGGGUGCGUGUCGGAUCUUUCAAAAAUAGUGCAUUUUCGGAGGACUCGACACGGGUCCGACGCUAUUUUGGAGAGUCCGCGCAACAUAUGUUGAAAAUAUCGUAAACUCUUUCCUAAACUUAAAUUUUAUCCUUUAUAUAACCUUGUGAACAAAAACAUGCCCAAACCGUAACAAAAUCAGUAGAAUCCAUCCUACAGCUGCUCCAAGUUUAAAAAACUAACGGUUCUCUAACCGUACAUCACUGCACGUUAUUUCCCCAUCUCUUUUUUCCAAAUUCCUGCUUGCUACUUCAAAAAUUGCUCAAACCUCAUUGCAGUGCCAAAGGAAGUGAUAAGAACUAAUUCAGGUUACUGCUUUUGGCAUCGAUACUGAAACGUAGAAGUCUCCUCUCAAACUCAUAUUACAACUUGAAACAUCCAUUGCAACCUAUGAACCAAUUUGUCUCACUACCCUCAAUACCGAAGCAAUUGAAAAGAUUAGGGUUUUAUUGGUCCUAUACUCCUAUUCCGUUCUGUCAAAUCUUUUGGUGUUUUUCAAACUAAAGGGAUCUCCAUUUUUUUGAUGAAGUAAGGUGUUAUAUUGCUGGCAUCAAGAAGAUGCAAAUCAUUACAAAAGAGGUUGGUUAGCUCCAUUUACACAAAAAUACAGUUCUGACCAGGGAGCUAACCAGAAGGGCCAAAAGCCUAAAGUUGGCAAUCAAACAAAAGACAGAGAGCUAAUAAAAUCUAGAAAUGGAAUAAAUCAUUUACAGAGGAAAGGUUGCUCCAGCUAUAUAGAUUCCUAAGGCACUUUGCUUUCAGAUAGCUGUUGGGAGUUGAUAUUCCAUCAAAGCAUCUGCUAUUCCUUUCUGCCCAAAUACACCAAAUUAUACAUGCUGGGAUCAUCUGCCAGAUCUUCUUGAUGGUUCUACCGACUUUCCACUGACUCCAACUGUCAACUGCUUCUUUUAUGCCUUGUGGAAUUGUCCAACUCAUGCCAAAAAUUGAAAGGAACAUGUGCCACAAAUCUGCAGCCACUCUGCAGUGCAAUAGCAAAUGGUUUAUAGAUUCUGAGUUGUCUAAACACAUGUAACAUCUAUUCACCAGCUGGAAAUUCCUUCUACAUAAGUUGUCUUGAGUUAAAAUAGCACCUUUAAGAGCUAUCCAGGUGAAGCACAUGACCUUUGUGGGGAGUUUUGUCUUCCAUAUGAGCUUCCAUCGCCAAAUACUGGUUUGAAGCAAAAGAAGCAAAAGCAAGAUGCUGGCUCGAAGUUUUAGUGCCGGAAGCUAUUCAAGAAAAGAAAGCUCUCUUACUUGUUUAAUGGGUUACUGCUGAUAUUUGUAAUGUAGUAUUGCAUCUUUUUAGUAAUGAAGCUCUAUUUCUGGUUUA
Nicotiana attenuata is the source of this 4407-nucleotide messenger RNA. RefSeq lists its product as uncharacterized. The record is from RefSeq and is a predicted model, not a curated record. The coding region runs from base 260 to 2467 and encodes 735 amino acids. Gene Ontology annotation, molecular function: protein binding. The transcript is spliced from 3 exons. NCBI's taxonomy places the organism in Eukaryota, Viridiplantae, Streptophyta, Magnoliopsida, Solanales, Solanaceae.